UCACCGGGUGCUUGAAUAGGUGACACUUCUGCCAGCUGAAACGUCUGUCACAUCUCAGUUUUAUCAGGAAUAUACUAUUUGGGGACGGCGACAUGUUUUAUUUACACGCCUGAAUUGUUAGUCAGCGUUACUUUCAGAUAAUCAUAACGUUAAAUCUACUACUGAAUAAUCUUUAGCUAGCAAAUUAGCGUCAGCAUCGCUAUCGUGCUGAAUAUGGCGGCAGUUGACAGCUUUCAGUUUUUGUAUAGAGAAAUUUCUCGGUCGUGCAGUUCUUAUUUCGAGACCCUGGCCCUGGUCGGUGCUCUGUACACGGCCAGCAGGGCUGUGAUCCUGCUGAGAGACUGCUGCACGCUGGUCAGGGUACAUUUCUUGCCAAGAAUGAUCCCGAGUACGAAGCUGUCCCAAAGAUAUGGUGACUGGGCUGUCAUUUAUGGAGCAUCAGAGCCUGUGGCCAUAGCGUAUGCAGAGGAGCUGGCCAGGCACGGCAUCAGCAUUAUCUUUGUCACUCAGGACCACACCUCUGUUAGAGACACCGCGGCAUCCUUCUCCCAAAGCUACGGAGUAGAAACUGUUGUUGUCCUUGCUGACUUCUCUCUGGACCACGCCGCCAGCAAGCCCAUUAAAGAAGCCAUGAGGGGUAAAGAUAUCGGCUUCCUGGUGAACUGUGUGGGUGACUCUUUGACCUCCCCCCAGAGCCUGAUUGAAAUGCCUGAGCAGAGCCUGUUGGACUUGGUGAAUAAGAACGUUGCGGUUGCUACGCUGAUGGCCCGGUUGGUGCUGCCAGGGAUGGUGGAGCGCAGCCGAGGUGCUGUGAUCAAUAUAUCAUCGGGCGCCUGCUGCAGACCGCUGCCUGGGAGAGUGACACUCACAGCCUCCACUGGCUAUCUAGAUCAUUUCUCAAGAGCUCUUCACCUUGAGUACAGCGGCAAAGGGAUCUUUGUUCAAAGUCUGAUUCCUUUCCAGAUAGCUUCAAGUGAGCGACAACCAUCAACAUCUGCAUCAACAUCAUCAAGAGAAGGCUGGUUUGUGCCAAAACCAGACGUUUAUGCUCGCCAUGCCAUCUCCACCCUGGGUGUCUCUAAUAGGACCACCGGCUACUGGCCUCAUACACUUCAGUAUGGAUUGAUGAGGUGUAUGCCAGAGUGGAUUUGGGUUCUCAGAUCACGUGUGCUCUUCAGUUCAAGCUAAGAGCUCGUUUCUCCUCUCUUCACAAAGACUUAAACUGGUCACUGGAUCUUCUUGUUACUGGAGUCAUGUGUAGAGGUUUAUUUUAGUUUCUUUCUGUGAUUGGUGAAGAGUAGGUCUGUUUGAUAACUCAGGCUGUGUUGAGGGCUGUAGUUUUCAACUUCUGGGUAGUCUGCGGUGGGAUUUGGAAAUAAUGAGUGAAUAUAUUCAUAAUACUCCUUUAGUACUGGAUUUUGAUCUGACAAAUUUCUAAAUUCACCAUAGAAACCAGACAGUCUGAUAAUCAAUGUCUUUGCAAUGUCACUUAAAGUUACAAAGACAGAAUGUUCAGAUAGGUAAUAUUCUUAAUUCAAUGGUAUAUUUAUGCAAAGACUAAUCCAAAUCUUGUUCACUGAAAGUGGAAAAGACACAUUUUCUAAAAUGUAAGUAUAAAACAGAACAUAUUUAUUAUUUCAGAGUUCAGAUAAAACCAAGAUGUGCCUGUAGGGUAUUACACAUUCUUAAUAAAAAAAAGUAUUGACGUGAAUGAAGAGUGUGACAGCUUUAGGUGAAUGUGGUGUCAAGCAUCUCCAGGAGUGAAAGCAAUGAAAAGUGAAAUUGUGACGUUUUGUUUUCUUGAGAAACUAUAUUUAAAACACAUUUGGUAUUUGUAGAUGUUGCUCAAGUAUUUGUAUUAAUAUUCAACCAGAUUCAUAUAUAUAUAUAUAUAUAUAUAUAUAUAGUGCUUACUGUGAAUUGAAUUGAAUUGAAUUGAAUCAUGCAGUACAAUAUAUAGUAUAAGCAUUUAGUGAUAUGGCACCAACCAUACAGUAAGUGUUGACUUAAAUAUAUUU
Messenger RNA from Toxotes jaculatrix (banded archerfish), 2018 nucleotides. It is a transcript of the gene hsdl1, whose product is annotated as hydroxysteroid dehydrogenase like 1. Gene Ontology annotation, cellular component: mitochondrion. NCBI's taxonomy places the organism in Eukaryota, Metazoa, Chordata, Actinopteri, Toxotidae. The record is from RefSeq and is a predicted model, not a curated record. The transcript has 5 exons. The coding region runs from base 214 to 1188 and encodes 324 amino acids.